Anisakis simplex (herring worm) is the source of this 2427-nucleotide messenger RNA. NCBI's taxonomy places the organism in Eukaryota, Metazoa, Nematoda, Chromadorea, Rhabditida, Anisakidae. The record is from the annotation of a GenBank genome assembly.
CUAAGAAAAAUUCAUCUCAGAGGGCAUCUCAACUAUAGGGAGAUCGUACGACGUUUCGAGCGACAAAGCACAUUCCAUGGAAUCUCACACGCUGCACUUGCGCCGAAUACCAAGUGGCGAGUGAUAUGAACACCAACAAAAACAGGACAGCUGCUCUACAUCUUUAUUGAAUUGCAGCUCAAAUUCGAAAACGCCCCAUUCCCGUCGGUUACACUGUGCAACCUGAAUCCGUAUAAGGCGUCAAUGAUCCAGAGUGAAGAAACGACAAGAUCAACGAUGGAUGCAUUUGCAAAUAUUGUAAAAAGUGGUGGAGGAACAUAUGGUGUUGCUGCAGCGAUUGAUGCAGCCCGAGACGAUAAAGGUUCAAAGCAACGUUUCAAACGAGAUACACAACAACAAGAACACGAUGAGAUGCGAAUACGCCGUUAUCAUCAGGUUUAUGCUCAAUGUAUUUGCGAGGUGAAUGCGCUCUCUGGUGAACGUAAAAAAGGCAGUUGCUUCGCUGCAUAUAAAGGCAACAUUUCCAUUACAUUCUCAGAUACAAUACAACGCUAUCAUCCAAGUAAAUGCAUCUGUCAACUCGAUUGGAUUUCCAAAACAUUAUGGCCAUGUUUUCCUGCGAAAACAUGGAGACAACGCGUUUGUACAGAAUGCUCUCCAGACUUGGGGCAUUGUCCGAUGAGAUUCUAUGAAGGCAAACAACGAAGUCGCUUAAAAUUUCGUGAUACGAACGUUUGUUUAUGUCAUACAGAAUACAAUCACUGUAUUGCAAAUAAUGAAAACGGUUACAUCACUGAAAUUGAUCCAAACACGGAUCUAUCAACACUGAAUAUCACAUCGAGUAUCGGAUUUCAACAGUCAACAACAACAACCACCACAACCACGCAAACACCUGAACUUAAACAAGCGCUCGGUUUUGAUGGUCUUACUGAUGAAAUAGCAAUCAAUACACAAGCACAACAGAAUCUUGUAUUUGCUGUUGGUCAAUUACCGUACACGGAUAAGGUGUCAUUGUCACACACGCGAGAGGAAUUCAUUCUGAAGUGUUCGUUUAAUCAAAAAGAUUGUGACAUGAAAGGAGAUUUUAAAUUACAUUACGAUCAAACAUAUGGCAACUGCUUUACAUUCAACUGGAAUCGAACAAAGGUAGUUACGGCACAUCGAGCUGGAGCAAAUUAUGGACUUCGUGUUCUCCUCUACGCAAAUGUGUCCGAAUACCUGCCCACUUCUGAAUCGGUUGGAUUUCGAAUCACCGUGCACGACAAAUGGAUAGUUCCAUUUCCAGACGCAUUCGGCUAUAGCGCCCCAACUGGUUUUCUUUCUUCAUUUGGAGUCAGAAUGGUAAGUGCACAAUUAUCAGCCGACAACAAUUAUCAAAAAAGCGUCACUCUACCAAAAGAUGGAUGUCACCGCAGUUGUACUCAAAAGGAAGUUAUUCGAUUGUGCGGCUGUGCAGAUCCCACCUAUCCAAUACCAAAAGAUGCUGUUGCAUGUAAAGUGAGUGAUCCAAUCGCACGUGAUUGUAUUAAGAAUACAUCGCAGCACCUUGGACGUCUUAUUGCUGAAGGGAACGUGCCCAAUUGUGUUUGUCAUCAACCGUGCCAGUGGCCAUCAGGUACAACAAAGAUAAUGGAAUGUGAAGUUAGUGAUGAUUUAUGCAUGGAACGAUACCGAAAGAAUGCGGCUAUGCUGCAGAUUUUCUACGAGGAACUCAAUUAUGAGACAUUAACUGAGUCUCCGGCUUAUACAUUAACAAGUGCAUUAGCCGAUCUUGGUGGUCUAACAGGGCUUUGGAUUGGCUCGUCUGUAGUCAGUCUAUUGGAGAUUGCAGCGCUGAUCGUCUACUGCGUUCAAGCUUACGUUCGUAAAAAGAGGAAGGGCUCAAGCAUCUCAUCGAAUCAAGUGAUUCAUCCUAUAGUAUAUCCCAAAUACUCGAAACGUUCGAUGACAUCCUUAUCAACGAUUCGAUCCAAAAAGCUUUCUGCCCCAACGCGUUCAACACCAUCCACCAUUGAUGAAGUUGAAAAGCAGCUCGAACCAGCCGCAGAUGUUUCAAGUGAUGAAAGUAUACCAUCAGAAGCAGUUGCUCGCAAAAACACAUAUCGCUAUCUUUCACCCAGUGAUGAAUUACCCUGUGACUGUGUCUAUGGUGAAAAUGGCAAAAUCAAGAUAAUGCGAGCAUUAUGUCCAGAGCAUGGCUAUUUGGUACGACGUGGCGCUGACUAUAGAGUAUGUGGUGAAAUCCAAAUUGAUGAGAAUGACUUAACAAGUUCUUCAAGUACCAGUAGUGCUGAAGAGGAGAACAAUGAGAGGAUAUCACUAAAUAGUAUAUCAAAACGGAGUAGGCAUAAAUUAAGUAGUACUCCAGAUGCAACUAGAAAUGAUCGUUGUGAAAGGAGUUCCAGAACAUCCAAGCAAUCACGGUGA